AUGAAGGCGUCGAUCGACAAGCGGAUCGUUUACAAUAAUUGUAUACACUAUUUGGAUAUCUACAUCAACGACUUGAUAGUCGUUCAAGAGGAGGUCUUCAAUGUGCUCAAGGAGGAAUUCAAACCCGAAAAUGUUUGUGAGCCGACAUCAUCCCCAAAGUACUUGACAGUGAUGUCAAAAUUCUGCUCUAGUUCGGCUAGCAGAGGCGAUAUGUACAAGAACGUCAUAUAUUAUAAAGCACUGCUUUGUUUGCGGCACACAAUUCACCUUGAACCAAAAAGUCUUGUGCCACGAAUUUUGGCUCUGCGGUGGUCAGCGUAUGUCGUCGUAGGUGAGUGGGAGAUGGUGGAGAUGGCGUUGGCGUUCGAGAAGAUGAAACACCAAGAGGCAUUGGUUGAUGAUGCUUUAUCAAUGACCCAAUUCUGU
This is a messenger RNA of Ostertagia ostertagi, 426 nucleotides long. Lineage: Eukaryota; Metazoa; Nematoda; Chromadorea; Rhabditida; Trichostrongylidae. The record is from the annotation of a GenBank genome assembly.